Messenger RNA from Cygnus olor (mute swan), 2977 nucleotides. RefSeq names its product protein phosphatase 4 regulatory subunit 2 (gene PPP4R2). NCBI's taxonomy places the organism in Eukaryota, Metazoa, Chordata, Aves, Anseriformes, Anatidae. The transcript has 9 exons. The record is from RefSeq and is a predicted model, not a curated record. The coding region runs from base 270 to 1490 and encodes 406 amino acids. Gene Ontology annotation, biological process: protein dephosphorylation. Gene Ontology annotation, cellular component: protein phosphatase 4 complex; cytoplasm; nucleus. Gene Ontology annotation, molecular function: protein phosphatase regulator activity.
GAGGAGGAGGAGGAGGAGGAGGAAGAGGAGGGCGGGCUGGCGGGGCCGCGCACGGGGACGGCCCGGGCGCCAUGUUGGAAGCUUGCUGAGCCCGGGUUGUGUGUGUGUGUGAGUGCGCGGGUGUGUAAGGGCGGGUGAGUGUGUGUGUGUGUGCGGGUGUGCGAGCGUGCGUAAGGCCGUGUGAGAGACCCGGCUCCUGCGCGGGGUGCGGCGGGGCCGCCGGAGGGCAGCGGCGCCGAGCGCGGCCGGGGAGAAGCCCAGCGCGGAUCAUGGAUGUCGAGAGGCUGCAGGAGGCUCUGAAAGACUUUGAGAAGAGAGGGAAGAAGGAAGUGUGUCCAAUACUGGAUCAGUUUCUUUGUCAUGUUGCUAAGACUGGAGAGACCAUGGUUCAGUGGUCUCAAUUUAAAGGUUAUUUUAUCUUCAAACUGGAGAAAGUAAUGGAUGAUUUCAGAACCUCAGCUCCUGAGCCAAGAGGGCCCCCCAACCCAAACGUGGAGUAUAUUCCCUUCGAAGAGAUGAAAGAACGAAUCCUGAAAAUUGUCACUGGAUUUAAUGGCAUCCCCUUCACUAUUCAGCGACUCUGUGAGUUGCUGACAGAUCCUAGGAGGAAUUACACAGGAACAGACAAAUUUCUAAGAGGUGUGGAAAAGAAUGUCAUGGUUGUCAGCUGUGUAUAUCCAUCUUCAGAGAAAAACAAUUCCAAUAGUUUAAACCGGAUGAAUGGUGUAAUGUUCCCAGGAAAUUCACCAGGCUACUCUGACAGAUCUAAUGUAAAUGGCCCUGGAACUCCCAGGCCAGUAAAUCGACCGAAGGUUUCUUUGUCAUCUCCUAUGACAACAAACGGUUUGCCAGACAGCACGGAACAUAAAGAAUCGAGCUUGCAGCAAACGGAAGAUAAGAAACACAGUGAAUCACCAGCAUCUGAAUCAGAAGGUGCUCAGAGCAGCCCUGUAAAAAAUAAGCACUCUGAAGAUGAUCCUGCAGAAGCAGAAGAGCAUGAGGUAAAAAGACUUAAAUUUGACAAGGAAGGGGAAGCCAGAGAUGCACCUAAUCAAACUGCUUCCAGUGAAGUUUCUUUAGGCAUGGGGGAAGAGACAGAAACAUCCUCUACAUCUCAGGAUAAAGAAAAAGAUGCUACUUGUGCCAGACAGCACUGUACAGAGGAAGAGGAGGAAGAGUCCUUCAUGUCUCCCAGAAACACUGGUCCAGACAGAAAAGAUCGAGAAAAAGACACUGAAUCCUCAACUGUGAAUGAAGAGACCUCUGAGGAGAGCAAUCAAAUGGAGGAGUCUGAUCAGUCUCAGUCAGAGAAGGAUUCACAUUCAGACAACAGUGAAAUUAGUGGAUCUGGCAGUAGUGGAGCUGACUGCAGCGAAACUGAAGAGUUAGGGUCGUAUGCUAGUGAAACUCCAGAAAAUUCAUCAGAGACCCCUAUGGAAAACAGUGAGGAAGCCACAGAAGUUGCAGAUGAACCUAUGGAGCAAGACUAAUUUAAAUACACUUAGAUGCAGUAUUUUCCAUAAGGCUCCGGUUUUACACUGUAUAAAUAAUUUUAUGUAAUAAAGUGGACCUUUAGUUUUACAAAAAGAAGCAGGUUGUAAAAUAAACUUCUCCAUGGAUCGAACCUUGAAAGAGUUGUACAUGAUAAGAACUGUGAAUACCAGCUCCUUCAGGUCCUGCUUACCGCUGAACUUUCGUUUGGUCAAAUCAGUGGUUUGUGUAUAGUUUUUUUUAUUUAGAAUAAAAGUUUUUAAACUGGAAGGUAAUUAUAAUUUUGACAACUUUUUUGGAAAUUACCACACCUAGUUGUACGUAAGCAAGAAAGCUUUUUGUCUUGUCUUUUUCUGACAGCUAUAGCAGUUACUUCAUAUUUUGGUUACAGUUUCAACAUUUAACAUGUGAAUUAUGGGGUUUCAUGCUGGUUUCCAGAUUUUUAUUUGAAUACACACUAUGAAACCUUAUGUUGUGUGUUUAAAAUGUGUUACAUUUCUCACACACAUAUGCACGCAUGCACACGUAUGUGUACCCUCACUGUUCUAAGGGGGAAAUGUUAUAUUUUUCUGUUUCUAUAAAAGUUAAAUACAGCAAAUACUUUUUCUAUAGGAAAAGACUAAGUUCACCUCUCAAGGCACUUUGUUUUGCCUCUGGGGAAGAAAAAAGGCAAAUGAAAUCUGGCCCAUAUGAAACCCUGGAAAUAUGAACGUUGUUGAAAACACCAGAGUAAACACAUUCCAAGAGAACUGUUCAGAUUACAACACUUUUGUAUACUUCUGAGGUGCCUGAGUGAAAGGAUUUCAUUUAUUUAUGAGAAAAUGUGCUUUAUGUUGAGAACGUUGUAAUCAAAACAUUAGCUUAAACUUUUUGUAGAAGAAAUGUUUGAAAGUAUGGUAAGAAAGUAUCUCGGAAGAAAUUAACAGGUACUUGCCUUCUUGAGUGCUUCUCAAAGCAUUGUGAAUAUUAUAGAGAAGUCUCAGAAUUAUUCUAAGGUAUGCAGAUGGCAUUGGUAUGAUCACAUCACUGUAUUGGAAGAAUUAAUAUAUGACAGUAGUUAUGUACCUGAGCUAAAAAACUAAAAGGUGUAGAGGUGCAUAGAAAUCGCCAUGAUUUGUAUAACAUUUUGGAAGUGAACUAAAUAUUUUUGAACAUGCUACUUUGACAGCCAGUGUUACAUUUUUUUCAAACCAGCUCAAAGCACAACUACUGCUUUACUCUCGAUAUUUUCCAGUUCCCAUAUUUAAAGACAUGCAAGCUGCAACCUCCCAGUCACAAUUACUGGCUGCCAAAUUUAUACCUGUUUCUUCAACUGUACCUUUUUGAUAUUUAGGAUUUUUAAAUUUCUGUAAAGUAGAUUUUUGUAGAUUGUAAUGAGUGCUCACUGCCAUUGUGAAACGGUAUAUAAUUGUAUAAUUUCUGUGUGUAAACUGAAUGCUUGGGCUUUCAAUACAGUAUUCAUAUAAAGCAAUAAAUAUUAAUGUUA